AUGGCACAAUCUAUUGAAGUCGUAAUUUCUUUUGCUUCCCUACUAAAUUGUCAUGUAAAUUUACCACCUGUGUUCUCUGCAAUUCUUUAUGAAAAUGAUAAGCUUCCGCAAAAUGUUAUCCUGGAAAUAUCAUGGUUAGAAACUAAAGUUAAACAACAUAAAGCUUAUGUUGGUUGGUCAGGGGGAGCUUCAAGAUCGUCGAAUGUUCAAAAAUUAGGAAUUGUGGAAAUCGAUCCACAAUUUGGAACAGCAAUUGGUUUGAAGGAUGGUCAAAAGGUUUCAAUUAAAAUAUGUGAAAAUAUUCAAGAUGCAAAAUCAGUUUUUGUUGAGCCAUGUACUAUCGAAGAUUGGGAAAUAGUGGAUCAUCGAGCUGGUUAUUUGGAAAAUUAUUUUAUUCAACAAUUACAUGUUGUAUAUCCUAAUCAAAUUAUUACUCUUUGGAUCAAUUCAAAUCUAACACAAUUAAAAAUUGUUGAAAUAAAUCCUAAAUGUUCCUUUGCAAAAUUAAGUUCCAAGACAGAAGUUUAUGUUACACCUAAACCACGUAAACCAUUAAAACCUUCAGAAACAAAUGAUACCAUCAAAUCAGAUGACAAUACAUCAUCAUCAUUACCAUCAAUAUAUUGUCUAAGAGUUUUGCCUAUUGAAUAUUUAGUUGAAUCAUCAAAGAGUUUGCUAGAUGGUUAUGAUGAUAGAUUUUGUACUGUUAAUGUUCAUCCAUCAGAUUUCGCAAUUUUAGGAUUACAAACAACACAAGCAGUAGUUUGUCUAUCUAAAGUUAAACCAAAUUAUCUAACAAAAGAUACAGCAACAACAGCAGAUGAUUCUAAAGAUAUUGAAAAUAAAAAUCAUCUUGUUCAAAAAUUAUUUGUUAAAGUUUUGAUAAAUUUUAAUGUAACACCAGGUCAUGUUGCUGUUGGUGAGUAUAUCAGAGAUUAUUUAGACUGUGAACAUUUUUCUAUUGUCAGAUUAACUCCAGCACAUUCAAAUUUUACUUCUAUUUCAACUAUAAACAUCCAUAAUACCUCAAAUCAAAUAUUUCCAAAAAUUCAUCAAAAUGGAAGAUCAUCAAUUGAAUUUAUUUCAAAUCUAGCUGGCGUUUCAAAUUUAUCUGAGAAACUAGAAGACUAUUUAAGAUCUUGUUUAGGAAAAGCAUUUUUGAGAAUAAUUGGUGGAUUGUUAUUAUGUGGAAGUCGUGGAUCAGGCAAAACUAGUAUUGCUAAGAAUAUUUUAUAUAAUUUACAAAGAGAUUUAAAAACUUUAGCAUAUGUUUUGACUGUCAAAUGUACUGAACAUACAGAAGAGCGUAUAUCAACAUUAAGAGAAAAACUUCAAUUGUGGUUUGAUGAUGCAGCAUGGCAUGCUCCCAGUAUUAUUUUAUUUGAUGAUAUUGAUCGAUUAAUUCCUGCUGAAGUUGAACAUGUUGAUUCUUUUAGAUUUCGUCAAAUUGCUGAAUGUUUUUUUCAGAUUGCAUCAAAGAUGAUAAAAAGACAUCAAAUUUCUAUUUUUGCUACUGCCCAACAACAAGAAUCUGUUCAUAAACUAUUAAUUACAACACAUUUAUUUAGUGAGAUUAAACUUUUAAAUCCACCAACUAAAAUUGAAAGACGUGAUAUUCUUGAAGCAAUAAUGUCAUCAGGUCCAACAUCACUGCAAAAAAGUGUUUCCAGUCUAGAUUUACUUUCAAUAGCUAGUGAUUGUGAAGGUUAUUUAGCUGCUGAUCUUAAAGCUUUGGUUGAACGAGCAAUACAUGAAGGUGCUACAAAAAAGUUGUAUGACGAUGUUGAUGUUGAAAAUGCAGAUGAUGGUGGAAAUGUGAAGGAUUUUUUUUUAUUAACUCAAGAUGAUUUUCAAAAAGCACAUGAAGGCUUUGUUCCAAUUUCACUUCGAGGUGUUAAAUUACAUACAUCUGAUGUUAGUUGGGCUGAUAUUGGUGAGGAAACCAAAAAUGUGUUAUUAGAAACUUUAGAAUGGCCAACAAAAUAUGCAUCAAUAUUUGCAAAUUGUCCACUAAGACUAAGAUCUGGUGUAAAAGGACCUGAAUUAUUAAACAAAUAUAUAGGAGCUAGUGAAAAAUCGGUGAGAGAUUUGUUUGAUAGAGCACAAGCUGCUAAACCAUGUGUUUUAUUUUUUGAUGAAUUUGAUUCUAUAGCUCCUAAAAGAGGUCAUGAUAGUACAGGUGUCACUGAUAGAGUAGUAAAUCAAAUGUUAACUCAAAUGGAUGGUGCGGAAGGUUUAGAAGGUGUUUACGUACUUGCAGCAACAAGUCGACCAGAUCUUAUUGAUCCUGCUUUAUUGAGACCAGGUCGUCUUGACAAAUCAUUACUUUGUAACAUGCCAACACAAAAAGAAAGAUUUGAUAUAUUAAAAGCUUUAUCACGUAAAAUGGAAUUAAGUGAAGAUGUUGACUUGGACGAAUAUUCAAAAAAAUGUGAACAUUAUUCUGGUGCAGAUUUACAGGCAUUGUUAUAUAAUGCACAUCUUGAAGCAAUUCAUGACAUCAUAAAUGCUGAAAGAAGUUCUGAUGAAAUAGAUACAACAAAAUUCGUAUCGUUUAAUGUAAAUUCUAUAAAUUCUGCUAAUACUUUAUCAUUAACUGCAGCAGAAAAAACAAAUAUGUCUCAUAUGCUUAAAAUUACAGAUAGACACAUGCAAAUAUCAUUUAAAAUGACAAAACCUUCAACAACACCCCAGGAAUAUAUAAGAUUGGCUGAAAUAUAUCAUGAAUUUGUUACCGGAAGAAAUGGUGAAAUGCCAAGUGGAAUAGCAAGUCAUGAAAUUGGCCAAAGAGCUACUUUAUGUUAA
Molecule: messenger RNA, 2805 nt
Organism: Entrophospora sp. SA101
Lineage: Eukaryota; Fungi; Glomeromycota; Glomeromycetes; Entrophosporales; Entrophosporaceae
Source: the annotation of a GenBank genome assembly